Messenger RNA from Solanum stenotomum, 542 nucleotides. Its product is annotated as fruit-specific protein-like. The record is from RefSeq and is a predicted model, not a curated record. The transcript is spliced from 2 exons. NCBI's taxonomy places the organism in Eukaryota, Viridiplantae, Streptophyta, Magnoliopsida, Solanales, Solanaceae. The coding region runs from base 50 to 322 and encodes 90 amino acids.
CACAACACUUUACUUCUGUUCAUCAAUUAGCAAUUAAUCCAAAACCAUAAUGGCUGCCAAAAAUUCAGAGAUGAAGUUUGCUAUCUUCUUCGUUGUUCUCUUGACGACCACUUUAGUUAAUAUGCAAGUGAUGGCUCUUCGAGACAUGCCGCCACAAGAAACAUUGCUGAAAAUGAAGCUAUUUUCCUCAAAUGUUUUGGGAACUUGUAACGAUUAUUGCAACACAAACGCCGAUUGCUUGGGAUUUACCCUCUGCCCGUGGUGUAAGCUGAAGAAGUCCCCCAGUGGUUUCACAUACAGUGAAUGCUCCCUGUUGCCUUGAACAAUAACUACGAUCUAUCUAUUAUCUAUCUAUCUCUAUGUGUGUUUAUGUGCGUGCGCGUACUUUUUUUUUUUUUUAAAUUUUCGUCUUUGUACCUUUUCCCAUCAACGCUACUAUGUUUAGUGUUGUCUUUGUAUGUCUUUACCCUUUGGUGUGAAGAAUAUGAAUAAAGGGAUAUGUAUCUAGAUAUAUUCUAGGUAAUGUCCUAUUGUUUAUAAAA